AUGGGUUUAACAGAGGAACAAGAACUAGAAUUGGGUCAAUACAGAGCAGCUGUAGAACGGGAUUGCCCUUCUGAUAUCAUCCAAUUCUCAGCGAAUUACUUCAACUGCAAAUUGGAAGAACAGAGAAAACUCUUCAAAUCACAAAUCAAUAAAAAUAACACCCCACCAAGUAUAACUUCCGCAACUCGCUCUUCUCAAGUAGAAACUGGCGACCGUUCACAUCUACUAUUCAAAUCACCAUUCUCAGAACACGACCCUCACACUACUAAUGUCAUCCACAAAGAGGACCCUUCUGCAAAGGACCCUUUCAAACAAGAUUUCUCAUUCGACCAACGUGAAACAAAAAUAGAAGCCUCAAACUCACCAUUGGAUCUAGCAAACAAAAAUGAGGAAUCACUAAAACAUAAAAAAAUACCAAUGAACUUCAACGCCUUGAGAAGAACUUCUGUCAGCGGCGAAACUUUCGAACCAAACAACCUCGAAACCGACUGGAAACCUGAACACUAUUCAGAGAAAACAGGAGAACAAUUGAAAAGAUUAGAAAAAUCAAUUGGUAAAAACUUCUUGUUCAACAAAUUGGAUAAAGAUUCAAAAAAAUUGGUUAUCAACUCUUUGGAAGAAAAAAGAGUGACAAAGGGAACAGAAAUUAUUAAACAAGGUGAUGAAGGUGACUAUUUCUACGUAGUCGAACAAGGUACAGUAGACUUUUUCGUCAAUGAUUCAAAAGUUAGUACCUCAGGCCCAGGUUCAAGUUUCGGUGAAUUGGCAUUGAUGUAUAAUAGCCCUAGAGCGGCCACAGUCUUGGCAGAAACAGAUUGUGUGCUUUGGAUGUUGGAUAGAUUAACUUUUAGAAAAAUAUUAUUAGGCAACUCAUUCAAAAAGAGAUUGAUGUACGACGAUUUCUUGAAAAGUGUCCCGAUUUUAUCGACUUUGACUACUUAUGAUAGAGCAAAAAUCGCAGAUGCUUUGGAAACAGAACUAUAUGACGCAGGUUCCAUAAUAAUCAAAGAAGGUGAUGUAGGUGAAAAUUUCUAUUUCAUCGAAUACGGUUCAGCUGAUGUAAUUAAAGAAGGUGUAGGCAUAGUAGCUAAUUUGAAGCAACACGAUUACUUUGGUGAAGUUGCUUUGUUAAAUGAUUUGCCAAGACAAGCUACUGUUAAAGCCACUUCUACUACUAAGGUAGCUACCUUAGGUAAAAGUGCUUUCCAAAGAUUAUUAGGUCCUGUGGUUGAAGUAUUAAAAUUAAACGACCCAACUCGUCCUCAUCAUAACCAAUAA
Messenger RNA from Vanderwaltozyma polyspora DSM 70294, 1278 nucleotides. RefSeq names its product cAMP-dependent protein kinase regulatory subunit BCY1 (gene BCY1). The transcript has a single exon. Gene Ontology annotation, biological process: regulation of protein phosphorylation. Lineage: Eukaryota; Fungi; Ascomycota; Saccharomycetes; Saccharomycetales; Saccharomycetaceae. The coding region runs from base 1 to 1278 and encodes 425 amino acids. Gene Ontology annotation, cellular component: nucleus; cAMP-dependent protein kinase complex. The record is from RefSeq and is a predicted model, not a curated record. Gene Ontology annotation, molecular function: cAMP-dependent protein kinase regulator activity.